This is a messenger RNA of Mucor velutinosus, 939 nucleotides long. RefSeq lists its product as uncharacterized. The transcript has 5 exons. The record is from RefSeq and is a predicted model, not a curated record. Lineage: Eukaryota; Fungi; Mucoromycota; Mucoromycetes; Mucorales; Mucoraceae. Gene Ontology annotation, molecular function: aldose reductase (NADPH) activity. Gene Ontology annotation, cellular component: cytosol. The coding region runs from base 1 to 939 and encodes 312 amino acids.
AUGGCUCUCAACAGAAAGAUUACUUUAAACACUGGCGCUGAAAUGCCUCUCGUCGGUCUCGGUACCUGGCUAUCCAAGCCUGAUGAAGUAAGAAAGGCUGUUAAGUAUGCUCUUGAAACCGGCUAUCGUCAUUUGGAUUGCGCCUAUGUCUACCGUAAUGAAGAUGAGGUGGGUCAAGGUAUCCGUGAAUCCGGUGUGCCUAGAAGUGAGAUUUUUGUCACAUCCAAGCUCUGGAACACACAUCACCGCAAGGAAUAUGUUAAGUCAGCUGUAAAGGCAUCUCUUGAAGCAUUGGGUCUCGACUAUCUCGAUCUUUACUUAAUUCAUUGGCCCGUGUCCUUUAUUAACACUGGCAAGCCUGAAGAUACUCCUGUUGUACCUACCAUGGAUUACUUGAUCCCUAAGAAAGAUGGCGUCGUUCAAAUCGAGGAAGUAGAUCCUAUAGAGACUUGGAGGGCCAUGGAAGAGCUCGUUGAACAGGGGCUUGUCAAGGCUAUUGGUCUCUCCAAUUUCAACAUUCAAAGGAUCCAGCACAUAUUAGAUCACUGCAAGAUCAAGCCAGCACAGCUCCAAGUCGAAUUACAUCCUGGAUUGCAGCAACCCGAGUUGGUAGACUUUUGUCACAAGCACGGCAUUCAUGUCACUGCUUACUCGCCUCUUGGUAACAAUGUAUAUGGCGAAGAGCGUAUUGUGGAUGACCCCAUCAUUGUCAAUGUCGCUAAAAAGCUCAACAAAUCCCCUGCACAGGUGUGCAUUGCAUUUGCCGCUCAACGAGGCAUCGUAGUGAUCCCCAAGAGUGUCACUGAAUCACGUAUCAAGGAAAACUUUCAGGACUUUGAGCUUUCCAAGGAAGAUUUUGAUGCAGUUGCUAGUUUGGGAUCUAGAAAUAUUCGUUACAAUGAUCCUGGUGUCAAGGAUUGGAACUGCUCCAUCUUUUAG